This is a messenger RNA of Meira miltonrushii, 710 nucleotides long. RefSeq lists its product as uncharacterized. NCBI's taxonomy places the organism in Eukaryota, Fungi, Basidiomycota, Exobasidiomycetes, Exobasidiales, Brachybasidiaceae. The record is from RefSeq and is a predicted model, not a curated record. Gene Ontology annotation, biological process: mitochondrial translation. Gene Ontology annotation, cellular component: mitochondrial small ribosomal subunit; ribosome. The transcript has a single exon. Bases 9 to 623 code for a protein of 204 amino acids. Gene Ontology annotation, molecular function: structural constituent of ribosome; small ribosomal subunit rRNA binding.
CAUACAUCAUGUUUUCCAUCUCGACAAAGCUGGGAAUAGCAGGAAAUAGCAAAGCAACAAUGAUGUCUUCACAGAUAAGUUCAGCUAUGCAAGCAUGCAAAAUUUCAAAUUUGCGAACAUUUUCUACUUCAAUUUCACGACUUGCUCCAACCAACAGCACCGGCAACCGACUACCAUCUCCUCGCAACAAUAACCUUUACACACCAAGAGCAGCAAAGCAAGGAGGGCCCGCCUUGGGAGGUGCACGGCAAAAUAAUAAGACUGAAAGAAGAUUCUUGCAAGGUCGCAAUUACGCACCUAAGAAUUUGAACAUGGAACACCUUAAUGCCGAAAGAACAAGAAGAACACCACCUCUUCUAGGACCUUCAAGAGCGAUGGCCGAGAGGAAUGAUGAUAUUUUCAAGUUAGGUCUAAAGCCUGGUCAUGUGUCACUACAUGAUGAUUCGUACAAGAAUCCAGUCUUGCUUUCAAAUUACGUUAGUGUGAUGGGAAAGAUUAAACCGAGAAGAUCUUCGGGACUCACACGAAGAAGUCAGCGUGAAGUAGCAAAAGCAAUCCGUCGUGCACGAAACAUGGGUCUUAUGCCAGUCAUGAGCAAGAUGCAGUAUAAAGCAUGGAGUUGAUAGCAAGGGGUAUUGAAAAAUGUAUGAUAGAAAAAAGAUCUGACUGGAUAUAAUAUCGAGCACUUAAACGCUCUCGCCUUUCUUCUU